Molecule: messenger RNA, 775 nt
Organism: Mangifera indica (mango)
Lineage: Eukaryota; Viridiplantae; Streptophyta; Magnoliopsida; Sapindales; Anacardiaceae
Product: MLP-like protein 423
Exons: 3
Coding region: 16-588 (190 amino acids)
Biological process (GO): abscisic acid-activated signaling pathway; defense response
Molecular function (GO): signaling receptor activity; abscisic acid binding; protein phosphatase inhibitor activity
Source: RefSeq, a predicted model, not a curated record
CCAAGUGAUGGAGUAAUGGAUGAUAAAUACAUUUUCCCUGGAAUUUCAAUGGCGACCGAUAGGGCAGUGCCAAGUUCUCAAGUGUCUACUUGUCUCCGAAUUUUGCUCUAUUUUCUAAAUUGUAUAACGAUGGCUACUGGUGGAAAGCUUGAUGUUCAGAUUGAGGUCAAGUCUCCCGCAGAUAAGUUCUGGGGAGCAAUUAGAGACUCUACCACUCUCCUUCCCAAAGCUUUCUCUCACGAUUACAAGAGCAUUGAAGUUCUCCAGGGAGACGGCAAGGCCCCUGGUUCUGUUCGCCUCAUAACAUAUGCUGAAGGUUCUCCAAUUGUUAAGGUAUCGACUGAAAAGAUCGAAGCUGUGGAUGAUGAGAAAAAGGAGCUUGCUUACAAUGUGAUUGAUGGGGAUGUGUUGAAGUACUAUAAGGUUUUCAAGGCCUUCAUGACUGUAAGUCCAAAGGGAGAUGGGAGCUUGGUGAAAUGGUCAUGUGAGUAUGAAAAGGCAAGCAACGAGGUUCCUGAUCCAAGCGUCAUUAAGGAAUUUGCUCUCAAGAACUUCAAAGAAGUGGAUGAGUACCUAACCAAAUCAUAAGAGGCUUCUACCUUUAGGAAGGUUGUGGUUUGCCCUAAAAAAUAAUGUGGAGCCUCUCUCUUUCCGCAAUGUAAUACUUGUUUCAAUCUUUCUAUGUGGUUUAUCAGUCUGUAAUAUGAGUUUCUACUCAUUUGUCAGUUAAAUUAUGUAAUGGUUUAGUCAAGUUUAUGCCACUCUCUUCAUCUAA